Messenger RNA from Entrophospora sp. SA101, 513 nucleotides. The record is from the annotation of a GenBank genome assembly. NCBI's taxonomy places the organism in Eukaryota, Fungi, Glomeromycota, Glomeromycetes, Entrophosporales, Entrophosporaceae.
AUGGCUGGAAUACUUGGAAUCUGGUUUUUUCCACAGAAAUUCAAAAUCAAUCCAUCAUAUUUCUUUUUACAAUAUUUUAAGUGUUUACUGAAUCUUGAUGGUGCUGGAAUGGCUUCUACACACUUUGUAAUUUUUAUCAAAUCAUUUUAUGAACAAUUAAAUAACCCUGAAGCAUUACAACAAGCAAAACAAAGAGAUCAAAGGUUAGAUAAUGAAUAUUUGAAUUUGAUGGCUGAGUUAGGUGAAAACAUUGGAUCCAAAACUAAUGAAACAACUGGAAAAACUGGCCAUUACGGGCCUGCAACUACAAGUAAACCACCAUGGGUACAAUCUAACGCAACUAGUGGAACCACUACAACACAUUGGGCUUCAAAAUCUUCAACACCAACUUCAACUGGGGUCCACACAGGAUUAUCAUCUAUUCCUCCCUGGCAACAAACAGCAUCAACUACAAUUCCUCCUCCACCCGGUAAAGUUUUUAAUAUAAAUAAAAUACAUUUUUCUAAAUUUUGA